AUGGGUGAUAAGAAAGACACUAAGAGUGAUGCCAUGGCUCUAGAUCUUCCAGGGUUAAGUGCUCAAUUGACAGUCACUGGUAGUGAUACGGUGGGAUAUAUUGAUGGAAAAAAGACUGCUCCACGAGCAGAUGGUGAUGCCUAUUCCAUGUGGGAGGAAGAAAACCGGUUGGUCCAGUAUUGGCUUCAAGUCUGUGAGUGUGCAUAA
Molecule: messenger RNA, 207 nt
Organism: Prunus armeniaca (apricot)
Lineage: Eukaryota; Viridiplantae; Streptophyta; Magnoliopsida; Rosales; Rosaceae
Source: the annotation of a GenBank genome assembly